Molecule: messenger RNA, 2399 nt
Organism: Daphnia magna
Lineage: Eukaryota; Metazoa; Arthropoda; Branchiopoda; Diplostraca; Daphniidae
Source: RefSeq, a predicted model, not a curated record
AAACCUGGUGGAUAUCGUUACGACAAGGAUAUUGGACUAUUACAUUUUGCCAUGUACAGUUAUAUUCAGGGUGGUCGUAAAUUUUAUGAAGUGUUAAGUGCUAAUUUUGAAGGAAUAUUUCCUAGUUGCAGAACUAUUGAGAGAAAAUUAUCCUCGUUUCACAAAUCAGUACCCGAAGGAGAAGUAAAUGUUGCGUUACUUAAAGAAAUUUUGGAUAAACAUAGACUGCCACCAGUCGUUUCCAUUGCGGAAGACGGAACAGCCAUCGUCGGACAGAGAGAAUACGAUAAAAGGACAAACAGAGUCAUUGGAUUUAGUCUUCCGCUGCGAUGCAAUGGAUUUCCCGAUUCGCUAGCUUCUUCUGUCAGGACCGCCGAGGAUAUUGUUAAUUUAUUCGAAAAAUAUGAACGUGCAGCUGUGGUUAUCACUGUUAUGGCGCAAACCAUGGAUGAGCAAAUCCCGGCUAUCCGGAUUGCUUCUUUCUGUUCAAACAACAGAUUUACGGCAGACGAUGUUAAGCACAGGGCUAAUUAUAUUGAAGCCGAACUAAACAAGUUGGGAAUCCGAAUGCUUACAUAUUCCGCAGACGGAGACAGUAGAGAAAUGAAAAUGAUGCGCCAAGUUUUGAAUUUAGGUGCGCUUCCCCCCGUCUCUCACGACAAAAAAAAGGCAGAAGCGGUACGUGCAGUGCCAGUACAAGACACAGUUCACAUAGGCGCAAAAUUUCGAACGCGGUUACUGAAAAGAGACCGAGCUACAUUUCUCACAAUAGGUAAAGGGAUUGCUUCGGUGUCUGACCUUGAACAACUCUUAACAGAAGUUACCAAAGGGCAGCACCACUUAAAAAAUGGUGAUCUAAAUUUGCACGACAAAAUGAAUUACGAUGCUGUAAGAAGACUGUGUGACCCUUGUGUCACUGAUAUUCUGUGCGACAAAGUAGCAGGUUCAGAAGUAACGUGCUUCUAUCUUAAGCUAAUGAGACUAAUAACAGCAAGUUAUUUGGAUAAAAGCUUAUCACCACUAGACAGAAUAUAUGGAAUAUGGUAUUCUUGUCUCGCUUUACGGUAUUGGCGACAUUGGCUUCAAGAAAACGGAUACAAACUAGAUAUUAAUUUCAUCACCCUCAACGCGUACAUGUGUGUUGAGAUAAAUGCCCACUCCUUAGUCCUCAUAUCAAGGAGACUAAGAGAGAAUGGAACUCCUCAUCUGUUUCGGCCGUGGCAUUUUGGGAGUCAGAGCUGCGAAUCUUUUUUUCGACUUGUCCGGUCGUUGACUUCAACAGAAUCGACCCAAGUAAAUUUAAGUGGAAAAGGUUUUUUCAGUCGUAGCGAGAGAGCGGAUGCCGCAAACCAACUUCUGGGAGAAGGAGAAAACGAUGGAGUUUAUUUCCCGAGGUUUACUCAUGCUUUUGAAGACCAGAGCCAAGACGAUGGCAAAAAUAUUUCUUUCAAUCUUCCUUCUCAUUUACCCUCCGAUGAGGAAAUCGAACGUAUAAUUCGCAAGGCCAUGGUAGAUGUUGACCAUCAGUUUCAAUUAUUAGGUGUGAAAAUGAGAGGAAAAAAGAAAUUUAUGUUCAAUCAAGAACUAGUUCAACGAAUCAAUGUGUCUCGAAAAGAUAAGGAACACCCUGCAGCAUUGAUUGAUAGCAACUUGCUGUUGGAGUUGGAUGACUCCGGUGCAGAAGAAACAGCGGUCGAGGAAAACGUCCAGCCAUGUCCUGACGCGGGUGAUGAAUAUGACAUAGAUGUACUGAAGUCUCUUGGAAUGGCCCAGCUAAGAGAUUUUUCUCAUUUGGUUUCUCGCCAGCUUGAGUCUAGCGCUUUUGCUAGUAUCAUUUGUAAUAAUGGAUCGCAAAUUGUCGAAAAAAGCGCGGUCGUGUGGUUUUGUGAAAAUUCAGUUCGGCGAUUAAGCAAUGAUCGCACUUUACGAGUCAUGCAGUUGGCAAAUUUUUCCGAAAGAAGAAAAUUAAAAAUAACUUCUGUUUCAACUCGAAAAGUUGUACAAAUUGGAGACUGGUGUCUUUUUCGGAAUUUGGAAGGGAAUGGUUUUUUUUUGGGGCGAGUUCUCUCUUUUGCAUACUUUAACAGCACUAAAAAAUCUAUUUCCAUGUUUGAAUGGAUAGUUGAUCAAAAAGACCAUGAGGUUGGGGUACUCUGCAUAUGGUAUAAACUAGAUAUAAAUCAAUCUAUAUUUUCGGGAAAAUUAAUCGAAGUACAUGUCCAUCAUGGUUUUCACCCUUGUGUUUCGUAUAUUUGUAGUUGUCCUUCUCCAACAUUUACGUUUGAUGCCCAAGGUUCAAAACAAUUGUUUUUUACCAAUGCAACAGUUAACCAACUAUCAAAUUUUCUCAAGGACAUGACAUUAUCAAGGGACUAAAUAAACUAUUCCGACUCACUACA